UCUCUCUCUCUCUCUCUUUCUCUCUCUCCCUGCCUCCGUCCCCCCUCACAAUCCAUAUCACACGCACGCGCGGACAUAGGCCGAAAGCAUGGUCAAUCCAAUCGACCGGGCCAAGUUGGAGAGCAUCCUCGCGGAGGAUAUCCCCACCAGCCCGGGGUUCCGGCUGAAAGGCCGCGAGAAGCAGUACUGCUGCGGGUGCAGCCUGGACGUGACGCGCUCCAUCAGCAUCCGGUGCGCCGUGUGCGAGGAUGUCGACCUGUGCGUCGAGUGCUUUGCCCUCGGGGCCGAGGUGGGCCUGCACCUGCGCGAGCAUCCGUAUCAUGUGCUGGACACCCUGGACUAUCCGCUGUUCACGGCGGACUGGUGGGCCGACGAGGAGAUCGCCCUGCUGGAGGGCAUCGAAAAGCACGGGCUCGGGAGUUGGUACGAUGUGGCGGUCUUCAUGGGGACCAAGACUCCGGAGGACAUCGACGACCACUACAAGCGCAUCUACCUGACCGGGCCCCAGGCGCCGAUGCCGCGCACCGACAUCCCGAUCGACCCGGUCGAGGAGCAUGAGUAUCGGCGGAAGCGCCUGGCGCUGGCUCGCGGCGCCGGCAGCCUCCCGGCGCCGGUCCUGCGCCACGAGAAGCCGGAUCCCAGCGGCCCGGUGUGCCACGAGCUGCCGACCUACAUGCCGCUGCGCGGGGAGUUUGAGGUCGAGCAUGACAAUGACGCCGAGCAGGCCAUCACCAAUCUCUUCUUCAAUGAUGAGGAGGACUCGCCGGAGGACAUCGAGCUCAAGCUGAAGAUGCUGGAAAUCUACAACUACCGCCUCGCACGGCGGUAUGAGAGGCGAAACUUCCUCCUCGAACGGGGCUUGGUGAACUUCAGCCUGUACCGGUCCGAGGAGAAGCACCGGUCCAAGGAAGAGCGAGAUCUGAUCAAUCGAUACAAGGUCUUCUCGAAGCUCCAGUCGCACGAGGACUUCAUCCUCUUCGUUGAGGGUCUACUGAACGAGCACCGCAUCCGCCAGCGCAUCGCCCAGCUGCAGGAGUACCGCCAGGCGGGCAUCCGAACCGAGGCCGCGGCGGCCACAUACGAAUUGGACAAGAUUGCUCGCCAUCACGACCCGGCCAAUCGGGUUGUCAAGCCCGGAUCGACGCUACUCAUGUCCGGGGGACUGGGGCAUGGGGGUGCCUCCGGGCCGGGCUCGGCCGGGCCGGGCGCCGGCGCCGUGUCAUCCCGACAGUACCGCGCAGCGCGCGACCAACACCAGGGUGCUGCCCACCCACGCCGCCAGGGCCCGCUGGACAUCACCCACUGCGAGGGGUUCCAGCUGCUGUCGGCCGAGGAGGCGCGGCUGUGCUCCUUCCUGCGGCUCCUGCCACGCGCGUAUUUGACCCUGAAGGAGACCCUCCUGUCGGAGGCGAAGCUGGCCGGCGACAAGGACGGGGUGCUGACACUGGACCGGGCGCAGGCGCUGGUUGGUCUGGACCCGGACAAGGUGGAGGCGUGCUAUCACUUUUUCCAGAAGGCCGGGUGGAUAGGCCCGACGCGCCGGGUGCGCCCCCGCGACGACAGUGUCUGACGAGAGAGGCGCGGGAGGGAGGAAAAGGUAAAAUGAAACCCCUCUGGCCCCA
This is a messenger RNA of Fonticula alba, 1622 nucleotides long. RefSeq lists its product as hypothetical. Gene Ontology annotation, biological process: chromatin remodeling; regulation of transcription by RNA polymerase II. Gene Ontology annotation, molecular function: transcription coactivator activity; zinc ion binding; protein binding. The record is from RefSeq and is a predicted model, not a curated record. Lineage: Eukaryota; Rotosphaerida; Fonticulaceae. The transcript is spliced from 8 exons. Gene Ontology annotation, cellular component: nucleus; SAGA-type complex. The coding region runs from base 89 to 1570 and encodes 493 amino acids.